GUACGCAAUAUAAGUCGACCGAUUUAAAAAGUCCAUCAAAGCGACCAUUAUUUCUCGUUUCUCCAUUGACUAAGUGUGGUUUUUAAUUUAGUAGUAUAUCAAUGGUAGCUUUCGUACUGCUUCAUGAAGUCAAAAUAAGAGGGAAAUAUUUAAAAAUAAUGGCAUUUAUGUAUACAGGUCACAAAGUUAUAAAGCAGACAGUGAAUGUUAAGUUUUAAUGAGAUGUUAAGCAAAUUAUGGACAUGUGCGGUUUGUGAAAAGAUGUAAUAUUCCUGCUUAGUUUAUUCUUGUUAGAAUAUUCUAAUGUUGAUUGUGUUUUGAUUGUAAUUUAUGACGACUGAAAUGGAGGAGUUGAGGUCCAAACACAAAACACUGCAGAGCGCGGCUCACCACAUUGCCCUGGAGUGUAUACACCCUCAGUGUGGUUGCACAAGUUGGUGAAGCUAUACUUAUGCAGAGUAAGAUUCUUGAGAUUUUAAUUCUUUACCCACAUAAAUGGUUGUGGUGUUAAAAUAAUGAAUUGACUUUCUUGAGAUCAAGUAAUUUUCUAUUACUCUGGUGUAAGUAUAAGGUUAAGCUAUGCCAAGGCACGGUUGUUCACAGUGGUGUUUGUCCACCCAUGUCUGUACAUUGGAACUAGCAGUCUACACAUGGGUCACCAUAUCACGUACACCCGUACCCCUCUCCCGUACGGCUCCAGCAUGCGUUCCAGAGCACCCAGCACAGCCCCAAGAUGUUUCAUCCAAAGGGGCUCAAACCGCACCUUGAUCCACGGGCGUAUGGAACGCCAAAUGACAGUCCUAUUUUGGGCCGGGCAUUAUGCCUCACUCCUCGAGGCAGUCCGGUGCCAGGGCGAGUCUCCCACCUAAAUGAGAAGUUCCAGGACUCAUUGACACUAACAUCCGAUACCGAUGCUCUGGUCGCCAAGAUAAGCGCAAUGUUCCCAACUGUCAGCGAGACACACAUAAAAAUUUUGCUGAAAAAGUACUACAAUAGAGAAGCAGUGGUGAUAUCAGCGCUCCAGGUGGAGAAACAUCCUAUUACCACUCCCGGGCCUCUGACCAUGUCGCCGUCUGCGGUGCGGUUGCAGAAAAGCGCUCCAGGUCUGCAUUCUGCCUUACAGCUUGCUAAAGGCAUGUCUGGCUCCAUUCCAGGCUCCAGUCAUUUCACACCGUUGACCGGUACACCACAUGGUUCUCCAUCACUACUACGACCAGCAUCUGGGGCUUCCAGUUACUACGGUGCCAGGUCUAUCGACGGUCAGCCGGCUCGACACCAAAGCCCUAAAAUGAAGCUCAAGUACCUCAAGAGUAUUUUCCCGAAGGCAGAAGAGACACUGAUCCUAGAUGUAUUGGCGAACAAGGAUAACAACGUGCAGAAAGCGAGCGAGGAGCUGAUAGGCAUGGGGUUCAGUAAGAAGGAGACUUUAGUGACCACACAGAAGAAGGAACCUACGCCGCAGCCUCAGAAGAAAGUCGUCACGAUUAUGAAGACUUUUGCUGAGAAGUGUGAAUUAAAAGAAAAACUUCAGAAGAAAUACACUGGUAUAGCGGAGAGAGUGAUAGCCUUGGCGUUAGAGAGCGUGGACUAUCAUGAAGAGAGGGCAGAACAGAUCCUGAAUGCUGUGCUGCAGGAUGAAGCAGCACCUAAAGCUGCGAAGGCCGAGGUCAAGGAGACGUUGAGACCAGCCACUGCGGAGCCGAAAAGAGGUUUUCACGCGGAGGUGCGCUCGCCGAGCCCGGUACCCGCGCCCCCCGCAUCCCGCCGCAUCAAGACAUGGACCGAGCACUUGAAGCCGAUUUUGAAGACCAGUAGCAGCGUGGAUGCCAAGUUCAAGUCACAGUAUAGCUCGCCCACGAAAGGUCCUAAUCCUUCGCUACGACAAGGACCGAAGGACAGUUUGCUACUGGAGGACUAUAUUCCUUGGACGGGACCAGACCCUGAUUUGCGCAGUGGCCAAGGUGUGAAGCCUGACGGGCCGGAGACCCGUGAAAGGCUCUUCUCUCUAGCUCGUGGCCCCUCAGGGCUCGCGAAAGGUGCCGCAGGACUCGCCAAAGGAUCUCUAUAUCAGAAACUGAACAAGAAAUCUGCAAAAAUAAUCGGCUGAACGGAUCGAGCUUACGACCCACCAUCUUCGCGUACCACGUAAUCUCUUAGCUUAGUUUAGUAAAUUACUUACAAGAAGUACAGGUAGCGGUGACGUAAUGUAAUAUACAUAUCUGCGCGGUUUCACUGGCUGCCAGGCUGCUUAUAAACCUCUCAGCUUUGUCCUUUGAAAAAAAAUAUGAGCGUUAACUGUCCUAUUAUUGGACAGAGGUAUAGUAUAGUCAUGUGUAUUUGUUUUUUAUUUCGCGAACCAUUUGUUGUCUUCUGCCGACCCUCGUUGUCUACGGACCACCUGUUGGGAACCACUCUUCUAGAAUUAGACAGAGACAACACUACAGAGCCAGUAAGCACUUAUCUUCCAUCUCACCUAAACUAUAGUUCGCCCGUUCAGAGAAUGCGUUCCUGACACGUCGCGAUUGAACUGACGACGUAACUUUGUAAUGGCGUUGCAGUUACGAUAAAAAUAUGUUUGCUGGUUGUUUACCGUUUUAACCAUUGAUGAGCAUUAAAACAACAUUAUUAUAUCAAUAAUCAAUUAAUGUUAUAAUUUUGUGCCAAACUUGUGUCAAAUAACUUGGUAAACAAUAUUUUUCUAAAUCUAUACUGCGCUAUUACAAGGUUAUGUCAGCGCUUUAUAUUUUGUAGUGCUGUGCUAAAAACACAGGCAAGUAUCGUAAUCUGUUCUUAUACAGGAAUCGGAUCGGAUCAGAUCGUAGUCUGAUUAAUAUUCUGUACGCACAUUAAAAUUCAAUGUUACUUUAUUACAUAGAAAUACAGAUUGUAACUUUGUAACAAAGAAUAAUUUUAUUAUAUGAAUAUAUAUUUACAACACACAAUAACAAUUUUAUUAUAUAUUUUUGGUCUCCACUUAAAUAACUAAAAUAUAAAUUUUAAAUGAUUACGCCGAAUUUAAAACGAAAAUAAUUAAAUAAAAUAAUUUAAUAAUUUAAUUUAAAAUAAUGCGGCGGAUCAUUUUGGAGGAUCGGUUACGAACUCAGUGUUAUGUUGUGCCCAUCACUAGUCGUGACUAACUGAUAGGUGUCAGGAACGUAUUCUCUGAACGGCCGAAGUAUAAAUUAUAUUAUACCACCGUCACUUGUGCAGUGUUUCAUCUAUCAGCAGGAUUGGAAUAAAAUGACUUAUGGCCGUUUUCACUAGCGAAUUUAGAACGUAAUUUGUAGCCCCAUUUCUACCAGUUAAUAAAAAGUCUGUCAAACUGGCUCUAAGGUUCCCGGUUCUUUAGUGCGAGUUUAUUUUACGUUUAACGAAAGCCCGUUCGGCGCUGUAAUUGGCCGGCUCCAAUGAACCAACCAACCACCACUAAGUGUGGGAGAGCCAUGCUUCGGCACGAAUGGAUCGGCUCGACCGGAGUGAUAAAGGCCUCACAGAAAACCGACGUGAAAUAACGCUUGCGUUGUGUUUCGUUGUAUGAGUGAGGUUACCGGAGGCCCAAUUGUUUCCUUCCCAAUCCCCGAUUCCCCAACAACCCUUAAAUUCCCAACCCCCAAGAAGCUGGCAACGUACUUGUAACGCCACUGGUGUCCAUGGGCGGCGGCGAUUGCUUACCAUCAGGUGAUACGUUAGCUCGUUCGGCGUGUUCCAUUAAAAAAACCAAUCAAUCACAGCGCCAAACCUCGUUUUGUUCUCGUUAUUUUCAUGCCAUACCAACAGGGUUUUAGUCAAUUUCUUGACAAAACCGAAGUACAGCUUUAUUAUUAUUAUUUCCACUUUAUUCUUAAGAAAUAUCAUCAAGAUUUAGAUUUCAUAUUUGUAUUGUAGGAUAUUAUAUUCCACGCUCUUAGUCUUAAUAAGUCAUGGGAAUUAGGCUUAAGCUGUCAUUUAAUUCAAAAUCUUGUUGUUAAAUGAAACGUAACACGCAUUCAAUUUGUUAUGUUAUAAUGAUCUCAUUAUUUUUUAAUACAUUCCUUGAUAAGCUUUUGCUCAAGAAAAAUAUAUCGAUUAGAAUAAGAGACAUUCUCUAAAAUUAAUUCUUGCCUAAAUAAUGUUUAAUGCUAUUUUUAUAUGAACAGAAACUCAGCAAGAUCCGUUUUUAUAUAUCCUUGUUAGUUAUAAAAGGCUAGAGUGAAAUUUCCUACUCUAAAGAACCCUAAAUCGUUUUUACUUCAUAUUGAAGAGUAGGUUCAGGUGGCAAUGACUAAAACACUGUGAGCUCAUCUUUGAGUGGUUUGAAGAUUUAAACUUACCGAGGAUUCGAGAUAUUGAAAGAUAGAUUGAUAAGUAUCAAGACACGAGUGUGGUCCAAGAUUUGAUGUGUUUGGUCAUAUUAGUUUAAGUCUUAUAAAGGGGUUUACAUAGCACACGAACCUUUAGGUAGAUUAAACUCAUACCGUUUUGGCGAUUUCAAUAAUCAAUUAGAAGAACUCCUUUGUCCCCUCCAUCCAGCUCUAUGAACGGACGCGCCUUCUGUAUAUAGUACAAAUGUACACAGUAUAUAUAUACUAGACAGCUGACCCCAUUCUCUGUUCCAUCUAAAUUAAAUCCUCUUUUUUAACCGACUUCAGAAAAGUAGGUUCUUGGAAGUCUGUAAUAAAAUCGUUCGUCCACUCAAUGUUGUGAACAUUGAGUUUUCCAUAUUUCAAUCUAGGUACGUUAAUUUCAGUUAGAUCGGUUGCUAGUAUAAUUUAGGAUAAAUAUUGUUCAUUGCCAAAAUGUUUUUGUUGUGGUUUGUUUAUUUUAUAUUGAAUAUGUCGCUUAGACUUUGAACUUUUAUCUGAUAUACAAACGAAGACUCCAACUGACAAAUGUCUAAAAUAAGAUUCUUUUUUAAUGAAGUAAAAUAUCCGUUCCUACUCCUGCUUUUCUAGUCGGAGCCUCGAUAAACCCGUUAGGUAGUCCGCAGAUCCGGGAGUGAACGUAGGCUAUGUUAUAAAAUUUUAAGUAGCUAGUAAUCUUAGGAUCCUCCUACGUCUCUCCUACUUUGAAUUAUCAAUAAAAUAACAGACUGUGUAAAUAAAUAGUAAUUUUCAACAUAAAUUCUUAACCGCUUCUAAAAGCUUAUAAACAAUAAGUUUAUAAGCUUUUAGAAGCGGUUGCGCCCACUUUCUAAUGGGAAUAUAUAAAUCUACCCCGGUUCCAAACUUCGUUUUGAUACCUUCAGCAGUUUUGACGUUUCUGUUUGAGAGUAACAAUAACAAGCAAACAUAUGAACUUUCGUUUUCACAAUUAAUAUUAAUAAGACUAACGAUAUAAAAUUAACAAGCCAAAACAAAAGUCGAUAGACUUGCGUUGUGCCCUGUUCUUCCGAUGCGAAAGUAUUUGCGUUAUUAAAUAGAUGUAAUUAGUAAUUGUAUUGUAAUUACUAUAUCAGGGAAUCUUUAAUCCGGCCAUUGAAGUGUAUGGGGAAAAUGUUUAACGGUCAAUACCUAACUAUCUGUACAUUUGCCUGCUAGAGAUAGAAUUUUGACACAUUUUGUAUGGAGCUUAUGUCAAACAGUGAACAGAUAGAUAGGUUAUUGAAAUUGGCCUUAAAUGAGUGUAAGAAUUUUGAAAUAUUUUGUGGAAUGAUACGAGUGAAGAGAAUGUUAAUAAGCUAAGCGGAUAGACAAACGUGGCACUAAAUGUUGUAAAACGAAUCUUGCUUCUAUUACAUAUACAAUAAGAACGUUUUUGGAUAAUAAAUUGUGUAGGAUAUUUCAAAUGUUCAUAUGGACUGUGGCCAUCGAACAAAGAGUUUGGGCAAAAGCCAUGUAAACUUGUAAAUCACGCAAAAGCUUACUUUAUUAAUAUAGCCGUUAUAGUUGAUUUUUCAGAGGCAGUUUCAAACGAAUGGAAAUACUAAAGAAAAAUGAACUCGGUAACAAGGCGAUACAGUUCAAUAUUCAUUGGCUUAUAAGACUCUUUGUUCGACAGUACACAACCAUAUUCCCAAAUAACCAAAGUAGCAAAUUAAUAAAACAAUACUAGCCAUAGACAUAAUUACAUUACAUUAUAUAAAGUAAGUAGUAGGUGUACUUAUGCAAAUGGAUAAUAAUAAUAAUUUAAUUAUACUUUAUAGAAACAAUUUUACAAAACCAUUCUCCUUAAAACGGCACAGGGACAUAAUUCUGUUUGUUUAGUUUUUAAACACAAAAUAUAAUUAUAUGAUUAUAGGGAUAUUUAUGAAACACCAAAAAACUGCCGCACUCAUAGACAUUUAAUGAUUACUUAAACUUUUCCUUAGUAAUGAUUUUGUUUUGAAAACAAUUGCUACGGUUAAAUAUAAACAGGUGCAUUAAAGAAAGGAACCUCAAAUGGUAGCAUGUACUUUCAUUGACAGAUAGUAAGAUCAACAUAGAAAAUGGCAAGAUAACAUUGUUAAAUUAAAAAUAAUAAAAACAAGACUGGGUCACAUUAAUUUCAAAGUAUCUGCCAACAGAUUCACCCGGUUGAAACUAGACAAUUUGAAAGACACAUGGCGUCAUAUACAUAUUAUCAUUAGAGUAUUAUAAAUCACGGACCGCGGCGAAACAGCGUGAAAUCGAAUCAAGAAUAUUUUUUGUCUGCAUACAGUACGCGCGAGAGUGAGCAGAGACGGCACUAGUGUGUCAGAGAACAUAAGCACCAUUUAAGAUUCCUUUGUUUAAUAAACCGAGUUAUAACCAUUAAAGGACUCUGAGUAUGGCGGUAAGGCAGCAUCGCUAUACAAAUGGUACAAACGUUAGUUGAUUAGAAAAGAAUAGAAAAGUCAUACCAUCGUUAUACAUUCAUGUCAAUCAUAUACAUACACAUUUUUGUAUCCAUAUGGAUGCUGUACAACAAUAUCUGACGUGUUGAAGUUAUUGUUUUAUACAGCCUACCAUUAUUAAAAUACUGCUUUGAAAAGUCACAAUAUUACACGUUUAAUGUCAAUUAGCUCUUACCACCGAGCUGACAUUCGCUGCUAAUUAGCACACAUAAAUUAUUUUUAUAUAUAUUAUACUAUAAUAAUAUAUAAUCGUUUUAGAAGUUAUUGAAUACUAUAAUGUCAGUGCAAUAUCGUUAUCGAGUCGUUUUGAUAUUAAUCAUAAUAUUUAUGCACGGCUAGAAAAAUCAGCCAAACUUAGACUUUAUUUCUAUUUUCGUAAAAAACAAGCGACACGUAGGUAUGUAAUUGUGGUAGAUUUUGUGUACACUGUUCUAUGUACAUACUUGUGACGUCAUUAGCAAUGACAGUUAGAGAGUUUGUUCCCGGUGAUUAUUGCAUUUUUUUAAUAAUAUACACGAACAAUUUGACUUCCCUUUUUCAUAAUUUAGUAUUAACGGCUGUGUUUAUAAAAGAUAAAUAAGUAUUCCUUCAGUAUACAUUUCUUAAUAUGAUGGUUUCGAAAGUAUUGUAAUAUUUUGUGCCAAUUUUAUCAUUCAUACAUCUAGAUGUUGUGUAAUGUAGCGUGAUAAUAUGUCCACAGUACCGUCAUCGAUGUUAUGUUACAGGUCUGACUUCCAUGUUAUGUUUACACGUGCAAUAUGUUAGUUUUUACUAUAGGUAAUCGUUCGAAUAGAUUCGAUGGAAGGCGUGGCUCUUUACCGGAUGAAUCGUUUCUACUAUAUUUAAAAGUAUAUUUAGAAUCAGGUUUCAUCUUAACUUAAUGUUCCCAUAUGUUUAUGGGUGUUGCAUAAUUUUAGAAGAGUAGAUUAAUUUUGUCAUCUGGCAAGACUAUAAGAUUAAUUUAAUCUGGCAACACUAGACAAGUAAUCAUUCCAAAUGUAUCUGUAGUUAAUUGUAGUCUGCUAGCCAAAUGAAAAUCUGCUGAAUUUGGUGCAAUAUAACGUAAAGAACACGUCUUCUAGUAUUCUAGUUGGUAUUCUUAUGACAAAAUGUAGUUGUUAAGUGUUAAAUCAAAUUUAGACUUCGGCCAUAAUGACAUAUCUUUUGAGGCUCAGUCUCUCCAUGAUCUAGUUGAGAAUCUAGUCAAUUAGGAUAAUAUUAUUACGUAGCCACGCCACAUUAUUUUUGUGAAUUAUUGUCUCAAUAAAAAUAUUGGUUUUGUCCAUUGAA
This is a messenger RNA of Spodoptera frugiperda (fall armyworm), 8080 nucleotides long. RefSeq lists its product as uncharacterized. The transcript has 11 exons. Gene Ontology annotation, molecular function: ubiquitin binding. The record is from RefSeq and is a predicted model, not a curated record. The coding region runs from base 734 to 2107 and encodes 457 amino acids. NCBI's taxonomy places the organism in Eukaryota, Metazoa, Arthropoda, Insecta, Lepidoptera, Noctuidae.